Messenger RNA from Diabrotica virgifera virgifera (western corn rootworm), 3328 nucleotides. RefSeq names its product zinc finger protein OZF-like. NCBI's taxonomy places the organism in Eukaryota, Metazoa, Arthropoda, Insecta, Coleoptera, Chrysomelidae. Gene Ontology annotation, biological process: regulation of transcription by RNA polymerase II. Gene Ontology annotation, molecular function: RNA polymerase II cis-regulatory region sequence-specific DNA binding; DNA-binding transcription factor activity. The transcript has 2 exons. The record is from RefSeq and is a predicted model, not a curated record. Bases 130 to 1344 code for a protein of 404 amino acids.
GAAUUUGUAACAAAACAAACAUGUAAUAAGUCCUUUUGUUUAUUAUACAUAUAUAAUAAUUAUUACCAAUGAAUAUAAACGCACGAAAUUGGUGAUAUUACUAAAGUAAACAAAAUAAAGUUUAAUCAAAUGGAUGUAAAACAAGAAAUUAGCGAGGGUGCUUGUAAAACAGAAACCGAUAAUCAUGAGCUGUGUGGUUUUUCUUUGGACACCUGCAAAAUUGAAAUUAAACAGGAACCCAAGAAAGAAAAUACGUACGAUGAUACCUUUGAUUAUUUAGACUUAAAGGAAUACCCUAUAAAGACGGAAAUAGAUGAUGCUGAUGAGUUUAAACUUACACCCCAUGAAGAAAAAGAAAGAUAUGAAAAAGGUUUCUUUUACGAAGAUUCACAAGUAGAUGUCUACGAUGUACUAAAAGAAGAACACCUUAUAGCUAACCACUUAAAGCAAUAUUUGGCUGAGACUAUGAAGUUAAGCCCUACAGAGAAACUUUUCGCUUGCAAAAUUUGCCCUAAACAAUAUUCUACAAAGAAUGAUUUGAAACUACAUAAGAGACUGCACUCUGGCGAAAAAAUCAUUACGUGUACACUGUGCUCUAAACAGUUUUUAAACGAUUCACUAUUGAAAGUUCAUAUGAGAGUUCACACUGGAGAAAAACCUUAUGCAUGUGAAAUCUGCUCAAAACGAUUUUCAUCAAGUUAUUCAGUACAACAACAUAAUAUGAUUCACACCGGCGAAAAACCGUUCGUUUGUAAAUGUUGCAGCAAAGAGUUCGCAAGAAACACGGCCCUAAAAAGACACAUGGGAGUACACACGGCAGAAAAACCGUUCAUGUGUGAAAUAUGUUGCAAACAAUUCUCACAGCGCUCCUACCUAAAAGACCACAUAAGAGUUCACACUAGAGAAAAACGUUUUACGUGUGCAAUCUGCAGCAAACGAUUUACCACCAGUUUUUAUUUAAAAUUACACACGAGGAUUCACUCCGAAGAAAAAGGCUUUAAAUGUAACAUUUGCUCCAAACACUGUAUAACAAAAACUGUUUUAAAAGUCCACGAAAGGAUACAUACUGGUGAAAGAACCUUCACGUGCAAGAUAUGUAGUAAACAGUUUGGACAAAAUUGCAAUCUACAAUCACAUCUAAGAGUGCACACCGGAGAAAAACCUUAUCGGUGUGAAGUUUGCUUGAAACAGCUUUCACACAGUUUUAGUCUAACAAAACAUAUGAGAAUACACAAUGGGAAAAUAUCGCCUGUGUGUGAAAUUUGCAACAAAGAAUUUUCAUCAAAGAAGCAUUUAAAAGAACAUAUGAAAACGCAUACUGAAAAAAAAACCUUUUGCUUGUGAAAUAUGCCCCAAACAGUUUUCACGGAAGUUUCAUUUGAAAAAGAACGCCAAAACGCAUACUGGGCAAAGUGUUGACAUCUAAAGCCGGACUGAAAUGACUCAUGUACUUGGCGAAUAAUCGUCACUUGCGUAUACUUGCCAUGCCGUGUGAGUGUGUUACUCGUACAAUUAUUUGUCACUCGUUGGUUUUCCAUUUCUUGUCGGUAAAAAUGACCCGAGUCAAAGGGAUCACUAUGAGUCGUACACUUCCCACGUACAUACUUGUCUAUACUUGCAAAGUCACUAAAACGAAAUGUAUAAAUAAUUUGCAUUUACAAAUAAAUGAUUUUCAAAUACACCACCUAGAAAGUUGAUAGUUUUUGCAUUGUGUUUAGGAUGAUCUCAGGAAAAAGUCUACAAUAGAAAAAUGAGUGAAAAUGCAUAAUUAAUAAUUGCAUUUUAAAGUGCAUAACAUGCAUGCAGAAGUGCCUAAACAUAUCAAAAUAAGCAUAUUAAGAGGCAACUUUUAUUACUCCUAUUUACUGUUUUCGGAGUCGCUGAACCUGACUACGCCAUCAGAACCUACCCCCGGAGCACCUGGUGCCCAUGGUCACUGCUAAGGCAAGUCAUCUGAAGGUUCAAGGGCUAUCAGCGCUAAAUUCAUGCAAACAGUUUACUUAGAGGUUUAUGGAGUCGCCGAAAACGAAUACGCCAUCAGAACCUAUCCCCCGGAGCACCUGGUGCCCGGGGGGGUAGGUCUGCUAUAGCACGUCAUCUUCUGGACCCCCGGGCGCCCAUAUAAAAAUUUUUAUUUAGGAGGGGCUAGACGUAAAGAUAUUUCAUAUUACAUUUUGUAUAGGUACUUUGGAUAACAAAUAGACCGGGAGAUAUUAUACAGAAGUUCAGCCACGAUUUUCUCAGUCCUGCCUUUUGCAAUACUGGAAGGGUAGACGAAGUACUUACAAUCUGUGGAAACAUCCACAAAUUUCCUUUGACAUUUUCCUGUAAAAACUAGAUUUUCCCAAAUAUAAAAAUAGGGUUUUGCGAUGAAUUUCUGAGUCCUGCCAUAUCCGUAGAAUGACAGGAUACUAUCGAUUUUAUGAAGAAAAUUUUUUGGGCAGGAGGGUUGCAAACGGGCUAACGGAGUAUAUAUGUAUACAAAUAUGUAAGGAAAAUAAUGAAAUUUUCAUGAUUUUCUCGGUCCUGUCAACUAAAUAAAUUAAACAUAUUUAUUUCAAAACGAUCAAAAAAAUAUUGGCAUGACGUCUCCUAAUGUUUCGCUUGGAAAAUUCUGCGGAAAAUUUUCACCCUGAUUGCGUGACUUCUGAGUCCUGCCUUUAAAAAGUUUUAAUACUCAAAUGCAAUCAAUACUUUUUCGGUACUCGGCAGGAAGGUUAAACGGUUCUAGUAAGACGUCAAGAGUCCUAAAUUUAUAAGAAAACUCGGGAAAAAUUCCACGAUGUUCUGAGUCAUGCCAUUUUGCAUAUGUUUCAAGAAUCUUAAUAUAAGUCUAUUUAGAAAGAGGCAGGAUGGUUUUAUAGUUAUUUCGCAUACAGGGUGGGGCAUUAGUGUGACAAAGUCCAAUUGCUCGUUUGUCGUAAGAUACGAAAAAAGUUAUUUAGGUAAAACGUGGGGCAAAGAUAGGAUCAUAAUUUAAAAAUAUUUUCUAACAUACAGGGCGACACAAACUUAUGUUUUUUUAAUGGAACACUCUGUAUAUAAUUUUAAGAUUCCUAAGAUCAUUUUAAGACAAUUUAACACAAUUCACCUAAUCCAAAAAUGUUUCCUAAGGGAGCUAGAGCUCUUUGAAGAUGGCGCCUUAAUUAGUUUUUUAUAUCUCCAGAACGCUUCCAUUUCGAUACACAAAAACUGGUCCGCCUUUUUAUCUUCCAGAGAUAAAUCGAUUCCAUCAAUUGCGAAUCUCUAGUACCGGUCAUAGGAGUCCGUUUUGGGUAGGACAACGGCUAUUUUAUCGCAUAACUUUUAAUAAAUGCGAAAAAUUUUA